Molecule: messenger RNA, 372 nt
Organism: Strongyloides ratti
Lineage: Eukaryota; Metazoa; Nematoda; Chromadorea; Rhabditida; Strongyloididae
Product: Histone H2B family and Histone core domain and Histone-fold domain-containing protein
Exons: 1
Coding region: 1-372 (123 amino acids)
Biological process (GO): nucleosome assembly
Cellular component (GO): nucleosome
Molecular function (GO): DNA binding; protein heterodimerization activity; structural constituent of chromatin
Source: RefSeq, a predicted model, not a curated record
AUGGCUCCUCCAACUGCUUCCAAAGGAAAAAAGGCUGUCAAAAGUCAAAAAUCUGUCCGUCCUGGAGAUAAGAAAGGUAGAAGAAAGGCCAGAAAAGAGACCUACUCCAUCUACAUCUACCGUGUCUUGAAACAAGUUCAUCCAGAUACUGGAAUCUCUUCCAAAGCUAUGUCAAUCAUGAACUCAUUUGUCAAUGAUGUUUUUGAAAGAAUCGCUGCUGAAGCUUCAAAACUUGCUCACUACAACAAGAAAUCUACCAUCUCAUCCAGAGAAAUUCAAACCUCUGUCAGACUUAUCCUCCCAGGAGAAUUGGCUAAGCACGCUGUCUCUGAAGGAACCAAGGCUGUUACUAAAUUCACCAGCUCAAAGUAA